AUGUGGAUAAUUUUUUUCUUCUCUUCAAUUUUUUUUUUUUCUCUUCGCUUUUUUUUUUUUCAAGAUGGAAAAAUCAAUAUCAAUAAUAAUCAGGUAUCAUCUUAUAAAAAAAGAACUACAUUCUACCCAUACAUAUCCAUACACAUAUAUACAAUCACAUACAUAAUGUCAGAUUACGAAGAUAAUGCUUUUAAUGAAGGACACGAAAACUUUGAAGAUUUCGAUGCUCCAGAUCAUUUCUCAGAUAAUGAAUAUGAUGACCCAACACAAAAUGGAGGUGAUGCUGCUUUACAAACAACUGAUGGUAGAACCAUUAUAAAUGGAGGAUUUGGACCUGAUGAUGCAGCACAAGCAAAUUCCCAACCUAUUAAAAAAACAACUAGAGAAUUAGCUAUUCCAAAGGAUAAAAGAACAACUACUCCAUAUAUGACCAAAUAUGAACGUGCUAGAAUAUUAGGUACUAGAGCUUUACAAAUUUCUUUAAAUGCUCCUGUAUUGGUUGAUAUUGAAGGUGAAACUGAUCCUUUACAAAUUGCAAUGAAAGAAUUGGCACAAAGAAAAAUUCCUUUAGUGAUAAGAAGAUAUUUACCUGAUGGUUCUUAUGAAGAUUGGGGUUGUGAUGAAUUAAUUGUCGACCAAUAG
Messenger RNA from Candida tropicalis MYA-3404, 642 nucleotides. It is a transcript of the gene RPO26, whose product is annotated as DNA-directed RNA polymerase core subunit. The transcript has a single exon. Gene Ontology annotation, molecular function: DNA binding; DNA-directed RNA polymerase activity. NCBI's taxonomy places the organism in Eukaryota, Fungi, Ascomycota, Pichiomycetes, Serinales, Debaryomycetaceae. Gene Ontology annotation, cellular component: nucleus; RNA polymerase II, core complex; RNA polymerase I complex. The record is from RefSeq and is a predicted model, not a curated record. Gene Ontology annotation, biological process: DNA-templated transcription. Bases 1 to 642 code for a protein of 213 amino acids.